AUGCCAUAGGCUCUUAUAAACAAUGAUGUAUAUUUCACCCAUUUUAGUGACACAUCCAAUGUCUAUAAAGACUCUACACUCAAACCUUAUUCCAAAGUUGAGAUACCAAAAAACUUUCUUAUUGAAAUUUUUCCAACUAAAAAUUACUACUUUCAAACAUAUAAAUUUAAACUUCUAGAUUUAAGUGAAUCUUAAUAAUAAAACAAAUCAUAUUAAUAUGGAACAACAUAAAAUCUUGAAGAAUUUACAGGAACUAUGCCUUUAGAGGACAUCUUUCAAAUUCCACAAUAACCUCCUAAAUUAUCUACAACACAAUCAUUUACAACAACAUAAGUAUUAAACACAUAAGACCCUUGUUAAUCUACAUUAAUUAUUGAAGAAGGUGAUUAAUCUGAAAUUUUUACACUUAAUGAACUAAUUGUUUAGUAUUCAAAUAUGAGAUUGAUGAAUUAAUCAACAUCUAAUAUAAAAUAAGAAGUAUCUACUUAAACAGAUCAAAUUGAGAAGGAACCUCCUCCUAUAUAGAAAAAAGGAACACUUUUUAGUGAUCUAUUUAAAAUUAAAAAAUAACAGUAAACUACAAUAGAUGUUAUUCCAAAAGUUUAAGCUCCUUAAUAAUAAAUAAUUGAUUAAACAGUUAUUGAUUCUUAAUUAUUAGGAGCCACAAUAAAUGAUGAUGAACAACAAAAGUUCUUUGAAUAAAAAAAUGAAAUAAAAGGGACUAUAAUUGAUGAAGAAUUAGAAAAGGCUUUUUCAUCUUAAUUCAAUAAUAAUAGUAAUAAUAAUGAAGAAUAAAAAUCUUAAAUUUCUUAAUUCAAAAGAAUGAAUAGUGUUCAAUCAGAAUAAAAUGUUUAUACAACUCCUAAAAUGGAUAUAAAUUCUAAUAUAGAAUUAAAUGAUAUAUUUGGUAGUAUGCCAGAAUUACCUAAUUAAAAUAUUGUUUAGCCUUAAGUAAUUAAGAAAUUUUCAUCAUUAAAAUCCAAUUUAUUUAGUAUUAAAUCAGAUGAAAUAUAAGAGGAAAAGAUUCAAUCUCAAUAGGAUGAUACACCUAAAAAGUUUAAAUAAUAAGAAAAUAAAGGCACAGAAAAUAAAAAGAAAAAAGAUAAGAAAAAGAAAGAGAUUGUGAAGAAGGUUGGAAUGUUAAAAAAAAUAACUGAUGAAAUUAGUAAUAAUUCAAUAUCAGAAUUAGAAGAAGAGAAGAUAUAACCAAAAUAAUAAUAAUAAUUACCUAGACAUUCAAAUUCAAUGGAAUUACCUUAUACAAAAAUAUUAGAAGAAAAAGCAUCUAAUAUUGUACCAAAGAAUAGAAGAGGAUUGAGAAAAAAAAGAUUAGUUAAUAAUGAUAGAUAGUUUCGUACAAUUGCUUUUAGUGGUUUCUAAGAAGAUAAAAUACCUUCAGAAAAAGAUUUGAUGAAAUUAGAUCUUGAAUUAAUAGAGAAUUAAUUUGAGAAAUUUGAUUUAUUAAUAAUAAACACACCUUUUAAAAGGACAUUCAAAUUCUUGGCAGCCCUUAUGCAUGGAGCAGAAAUAGUUACUGCUGAUUGGUUAAAGGAUUCUCUUAUGUAAUAUGAAUAAUAGAAUCAUUAAAAUUAUGUUCCUGAGAGUGAAGAAUUUCAAAAAUAAUUUGGAUUAAGCAUAAAAUAAAUAAUUUAAUGUAGAGAUGAUUACUUUGAAAGUAAUGAUAAUAUUAUUCAAAUUUUUGAAGGGAAAUAUUAUGUUAAUGAAGAUGUAAUACCUUCAAGAGCAGAAAUAGAAUAUUUGAUCAAAUUAGGUGGAGGACAUGUUGUUAAAAAAGCAACAAAAAAUGUUUAUAUAAUAAGUGAGAGUAAGAAGCCUAACACUUAUGCUUCAGAUUUCAUUUUAGAUGCAUGUAUGUUUUAAUAGUGAA
Paramecium primaurelia is the source of this 1888-nucleotide messenger RNA. Lineage: Eukaryota; Ciliophora; Oligohymenophorea; Peniculida; Parameciidae. The record is from the annotation of a GenBank genome assembly.